CGAGUUUCAAGCGUUGCUGCAUUCUGAGACUGAGAGGCGGUACUGUAUAGUCAGUCAAUCGCUAAACUUCUUGGUCGUUCUAUCAACUGAUUUGUAACAAUUUCCAAAGAUUGUUUUAAAGCAAUUAGCAGCAUUUUAGCUUUUGGAGUAUUUUGGACUGUUUAUUUUAUUUUAUUUUUUACUGCUUGCUUCCUGGUUGUGAAAGAAGCCAAAAAAGGGGUCUUUCCGAGCACUGCGCUGUAUACUGUUCAGAAGUGGGCUCCCGAAUCAAGUGGAUCUGCUGUCACUUCUGCACAGGGAUUGGAACUGACAGAAAAAAGGAUGCACUCCCUGUAUGACGUAUAACCGAGGAGACUUGCUGCUUUGGAACCUUCUACAGCUGAACACCUUUUCUCAAAUGUUUUUAUAAGUCGCUCCAUUGAGCAGAAAGACUUUCACCAACAGCUAUGAACAGUGAGAACAGGAAUGUCACAAUGCCUCAGAAAGUUUCCUCUCCUUCAAGAAGCAACAGCAGCUGCUCUUCUAAACAAGAAAGCCGCCAGGACAGCUGGGAGAUUGUGGAAGGCCUGCGCGGGGGUGCAGGUAAUAUCCAGGAGCCACAGAAACAGAAAGGCUUCCUCCUGAAGAGAAGAAAAUGGCCCUUGAAAGGCUGGCAUAAGAGAUACUUCUUUUUAGAAAAAGGCAUCCUGAAGUAUGCCAAAUCUGAAGCUGACAUUGAAAAGGGAAAGUUACAUGGUUGCAUUGAUGUUGGCUUGUCUGUCAUGGCUAUAAAAGAAAGGGCUAAAUGCAUAGAUUUGGAUGCAGAGGAACAUAUAUACCAUCUUAAGAUAAAAUCCCAGGAACUUUUUGAUGAAUGGGUUUCCAAACUUCGGCAUCACAGACUGUACCGGCAGAAUGAAAUCACAAUGUUUCCCCUUGACCAAAACAACCACUUCUUUUCCCACUUCCCCACUGAUGAUUCUCCUAAUCCAUCCAAUUCCUCAUCCUUGAGAAAGAGAGGCAUUCUUGCCAAACAAGCCUCACUCCACACUGGAGGCAACUUCCCAUUAACCUUCAACAGCAGCCAGGCUAAAGUGUCAGCUUGCUUACAGUCCUCUGAAGAUAUGGACAGGUGCUCUACAGAGCUUACCUUGUGUCAGUCCCAUUUAUUGGAGCUGAGCCACCUGUUGCAGAGCAUGGAAGUUCUGCACAGAACAUACUCUGCACCAGCUAUCAGUGUCCUUCAGGCUUCUACCUUUGAAAGCCCCAAAAAGGAAAAAAGAACUCAGAGAAGGUGGCGUGCCAAGGGUUAUGGCAAAGAUUCUAAAACAACAUUACAGGUCCCCAGCUGCACACCAUCUGGUUCGAUAAGGCUGCAUGCUUCCAAUCCCAAUCUGUCUACUGUAGGUCAUGCUAAUGACAAAAACUUUUCCGAAAACGCAGACUCUCCUUCAGAUGCUUCCAAACUCCUGGAGGACUUCUAUCACGUGGCAAACAAUUUGCAUUCCACCUUAAAAUCAGCCUUCAGUAUAAUAACCACCGAGCGAGGAAAGCUCAAGCAGACGUUGGAUUGUGAAGCGGGCCAGCCACCAUCCGCACAGAUGAUUGGUCUGAAGAAUACCCUGGCAUCUAUGAUAGCCCAAAAUACAGAGCUGAGGGGCCGGCUGUGUAGGAUUCACGCAGAGUCCAGGAUAUUAGACUCUGCUGGCAAUACAAACACAAGCUCUGGUCCAGUGCAGCAGGACCCGAUUGAUGGCAGAAGGCCUCUGGUUCACCAGGCCUCUAAUGAAAGCAGGAAUUCUAUUACUGAGUCCCUCUCGGAGUUCUUCGAUGCACAGGAAGUGUUGCUGUCUGCAAGUUCUUCUGAAAAUGAGGCUUCAGAUGAUGAGUCAUACAUCAGUGACAUAAGUGACAGCGUUUCAGUGGACAACUUGAGCAACGAUGUUGAAAGCUGUGUUCAGAAUGGAUCCCCUCAGCCGUUCCGGAGGCGCUUCUGCUUGCCUGCUCCAGGCCCCGACACCAGCAAUAUCAGCCUGUGGAACAUCCUGAGGAACAACAUCGGAAAAGACCUGUCCAAGGUGGCCAUGCCUGUCCAGCUGAAUGAACCCCUGAACACCUUGCAGCGUCUGUGUGAGGAGCUGGAGUACAGCGAGCUGCUGGACACGGCUGCAGAGACACAGGAUCCAUUCCAGCGCAUGGUGUAUAUAGCUACUUUUGCAAUAUCUGCGUAUGCCUCCAGUUACUACCGAGCUGGGAGUAAACCAUUUAACCCCGUGCUUGGAGAGACGUAUGAAUGUGAAAGGAAAGAUAAAGGCUUCAGGUGCAUUGCAGAACAGGUUAGCCAUCACCCACCAAUAUCUGCUUGCCACACUGAAUCUGAAAACUUUGUCUUUUGGCAAGAUAUGAGAUGGAAAAAUAAAUUUUGGGGAAAGUCCAUGGAAAUCGUCCCGGUUGGAACAACACACGUGAUGCUGCCCAAGUUUGGAGACCACUAUGAGUGGAAUAAGAUCACGUCCUGUAUACACAACAUCCUGAGUGGCCAGAGGUGGAUAGAGCACUAUGGAGAGAUUUCUAUCAGAAAUUCAAACAGUGACAUCUGUCAAUGCAAAGUGACAUUUAUCAAGGCAAAAUACUGGAACUCAGAUGUGAAUGGAGUUGAAGGGACAAUAACAGAUGGUAAUGGGAAAGUAGUGCAGCGACUGUUUGGAAAAUGGCACGAAGGCGUGUACUGUGGGGUGCCACCUUCAGCCAAUUGUGUUUGGAGACCAAAUCCCAUGCCUAAUGACUUUGAACAGUACUAUGGAUUCACCAAGUUUGCACUAGAGUUAAAUGAACUGGACCCUGCAACAAAGCUGCUGCUGCCACCGACUGACACCAGAUUCAGGCAAGACCAAAGGCUACUUGAGGAAGGGAAUGUAGAAUUAGCAGAAGAGCAGAAACAAAGAAUUGAACACCUUCAGAGAGAGCGGAGGAGAGUUCUGGAGGAAAACAAUAUGACACAUCAACCUCGUUUUUUCAGAAAAUCAAGCGAAGAUACUUGGGUCAGCAAACAAACAUACUGGGAUCUGAGAAAAGACCCUGGCUUUGCCAAUCUUGACAACCCAGUACUUUGGUGAAUCGGACAUUACGAAGAUCUGCGUAUCAUUCCCAAGAUGCUGUUACGUAAUGGUGACAUUAUAUAUAAGCAUAUGCAACAAGAAGUGCAGUCUCUACUGAAAAACAAAAGUUCCCAAUUCUUUCAGCCAGACUACCAGUUUAAAUGGCUUACCAAAAAGUUUUCGUAGAGACAUUCAUGGUCGUCAUUUUUCUUCAAAAGGAUUAAUUAUUUAACUCCUGCUCAUUUAUUUUCUUAAUAAAAUUUAUCUUUAUUAAUUUAAAACCAUGAUGUAACAAACUGGUUGAAAGAAUUCUGAACUUUUGUUUUUCAGUAGAGACUUCAAUUCUUGUUGCAUGUAAUUACCUUAUACUGGUCAGCACCUCAUCAAUAUUAAGCAUUGUAGUGCACAAAUGCCUUUUUUUGGCUAUAUUUUAUAUAAUAUAUAUACACACACACAUAGAGUGUGUGUGUGUGUGUGUAUGUAUGUUUGUAUGUGUGUGUAUAAUAUAAUAUAAUAUAUAUAUAUAUAUAUAUAUAUAUAUAUAUAUAUAUAUAUAUAUAUAUAUAUAUAUAUAUAUAUAUAUACAUAUACACACAUUAGAGCUCUGGCCAAAAGUUUUGCAUCACCCUAUAGAAUAACAUAUUUUGCUUCAUAAAGUCGAAUGAAACCUACUGAAUAAUGUUAUGUUAACAUAUUGAAUUACAUACCACUGUAGUUUUCCAUAUACCGUACUGAACGAUAAACUGACAAAUUGAAAAUGUGACAUUUUGAAAAUCUAACAUGAAAUACUGUACUACUAUUAUUAUGGAUCCCGGUAGAUACUUGCGGUAUCAUUUUGUAGUUUCUUUGAUUAUAUGAUGUUAAAUAAAAGAUCUAAAAAAUGUUCAUAUAGUCUCGAUCGUAAAAUACUAGGGGAUACAAAAAUGUUAGCCAUACUGUGUGUGUGUGUGUGUGUGUGUGUGUGUGUAUAUAAUAUAUAUAAAAUAUAUAUCCUUUUUUUUUCCCCUUGCUUUUAUUAAUGGGUCUUGUUGCAAUUCAUAGAGCUAAAAUGCCUUAAUAUACGGCUGGUUUCACAGCCCCUGAUUUAACACUUAUUCUAAAGUAAGGUUAAGGUAGUCCAGAAUUAGAGCUAAUCGGGGUCUGUGAAACCAGCAAAUAGUGGUUAAAAUAAUAAAGAUAUGUUUUAGCGUUUAUUUUUAUGGCAAUUUUUGAACGUAGAAGAAAUAUGCAAAUGUGUUCUGUAUGUGUUUCUUUUUUUGUGUUUGCCUUGAUGAUGCACAAGUAGAUUAAAAGCACCUCCUGAACUACACACUGCUUCCAUAACCGGUUUAUACAGAGGUUCGCAUGGCAUGAAUAUGUAAUUAUGAGGCCUUUCCAAACUAAUGCUGUUGCUGUAUAUAUAUUCUUUCUCUGUUUGUAAUAGUUUCCAGAAGUAUUGCUGCAUAAAAUCACUGUCUUAACUCUGACAUUUUCUACCUCCUAAGAUACACAGCAUACUUCACUUUGUAUAUCAUACCUUGCCAGCUGCCUUACAGGUUCAAUAUAUUAGAUUUUGUAUCACCUAGCUCUUUAAAAAUGUGCAUUGUUAUCUAAUAAAUUAAGAUCUAUGUAUUCUGUUCACAUUGUACUUCAGUCCUAGACUUGAAAUGUAUUUAUGACAUGCCUUGUUCAGUGAUAACUAUAACAAACCCAAUAGAAAAGUAAUGGCUUUAAUAUCUCAGAUAUACAGAUUGAAGCUUCCAGGGUUGUGAGGGUUUCGUAAUCUGAUCUGUAAUAAACUCAUCUUUGUAAACUCACAA
This is a messenger RNA of Acipenser ruthenus (sterlet), 4876 nucleotides long. RefSeq names its product oxysterol-binding protein-related protein 3-like. Gene Ontology annotation, cellular component: cytosol; plasma membrane; intracellular membrane-bounded organelle. NCBI's taxonomy places the organism in Eukaryota, Metazoa, Chordata, Actinopteri, Acipenseriformes, Acipenseridae. Gene Ontology annotation, molecular function: cholesterol binding. The record is from RefSeq and is a predicted model, not a curated record. The transcript has 23 exons. The coding region runs from base 447 to 3095 and encodes 882 amino acids.